ACAGAUUAUGGUACUAUAAUUCUGUGUCUUACUUAUGUUUAACACAAACUGACACAUUAAAAAUACAAAAAUGUUAGGAUUAGGAAUGGGAACACUUUUUUUUUUUUUUUCACCAUCUGAUGGUAGAUAGGUGAUUGAUCGCAUUCGUUAGAGGGAAGGCCCUCGAUUUUCAGCUAAGGAAGCCCAACACCGCUAUCUGCAAGUGACAAAUUUGUCGGGAGACGACGUAGUUUCAACUGGCUGGAUAAUGGAUCAUGAAACGCUCUACAUGACUUAAAAAUAAGUACUUUGACAGAGGUAGCCUCGACUCUUUCGUGAAGCUAUAUGGGAGAAACCAAUUGGCCAUGGCGCUGAAAGUAAAUCAGAAGAACAAAGAAACAAUUGUCGAACAAAAACAGGAAGGUAAUGAACAACAAAGAGAAAAAGAAGAAGAACGACUGUGGAGCUGGGGAGCAGGCACGGAUGGACAGCUGGGCACAGCCAGGCUCGAAGACGAGCACCUCCCUCAACUCCUUAACGUCCCUUCUCUCUCUUCCUCUGGUCCCGUCUCCAUGCUUGCUUGUGGCGGUUCUCACGUUGUUGCCUUGACCUCUGGUGGGAAAGUGCUGACAUGGGGAAGAGGUAACUCUGGUCAGUUAGGCCACGGGGAGAUGGUUAAUAGCUUGUUAACUCCAAAGCCUGUAUUGUCUUUGGAGAGUUCCUUCAUUACUCAAGUUUCGGCUGGAUGGAACCACUCUGGAUUUGUUUCAGAUGAAGGGUGUGUUUUUACUUGUGGAGAUGGUUCGUUUGGUCAGCUUGGGCAUGGUGACUACAGGUCACAUUGCUCUCCUGUUAAAGUAUCAUUUUUUGAUAAUAAGCAUGUUGAACAGAUAGCAUGUGGUAUGCGCCAUUCACUUGUCUUACUGAAAGAUAGUUCAGGAAAUCAACUUUUUGGAUUUGGAUCUGGAAGGCGUGGUCAACUGGGUAUUUCAAUAGAUAGAAUCAAGUCAGUUAAUACUCCUCAGGUUACUUGUGGAUUUGAAGUUGUUAAAAUCAUUAGCAUCAGUGCAAAUGGAGACCAUAGUGCAGCAUUAUCUGCUGAUGGACAACUGUACACUUGGGGAAGAAGUUUUGGUGCCAAUUCAGAUUUUCUCAGUCCUCAACAUUUACCUUCACCAUUGCAGUUUUCUAAAGCUGUGCUUGGUUGGAAUCAUGCUCUAGUAUUAUCUGAUGAUGGACAAGUUUUUAUGCUUGGCGGUAGCCACCAUGGAGUCCUAAGCAAUCCUGAGAAAGUAACUCCUUCAAAGCAUUUAUCUGGAUCACCUGUUUUGGAGAGAGUCCCUGGUCUCGAUGGGAUGAAAAUUGUGCAGAUUGCAGCUGGAGCUGAGCACUCUGCUGUUAUAACAGCAGAGGAUGGAGUGAUUAAGACAUGGGGUUGGGGUGAACAUGGCCAGCUUGGUCUUGGGAGUACAUGCGAUCAAAGUAGCCCUCAAACAGUUAAUUUAAGUCAUGAAGUUCUACACAAAGAUUAUACAAUCAGAGUUUACUGUGGGAGUGGGUUUACAUAUGCCAUUAGAACGCUCUCUUCCCUUUCUUAACCCUGAUACGUUCUGGUUAAGUUCAAAGAUCCCUUAUGCUAUAUGCCUUUUCUACAAACAUCAAUGGGAACAAAUUUUUCUGCUUGUAUAACAAAGAAAGAAGAGGAAAACUCUACCAAGUACAACCUUUUAUUCUGUAUCUUAUCUGGACGGAGCAAUUAUCACUGUGUCAUAUGGUAUUACUUGAAGGCAGGUGUAAAAUUGUCUAACCGUGAGAAAACCAUCGCCCAAGUCAAGCACCUGCUGCCCGCGUUGUAAUUGUAAUGCAGUAGCAGCAGCGGCAGUAAUAGUAGUAAUGGUAGUAGUACUAUUAUUUAGAUUCUUUUACUAUUAUUUAGAUUCUUUGUGGGAUUAUAUGAAUUGUAGAUUGAAUUCAUUUUGUUAAGUUGAUAUUAAGAGCAGUAAA
This is a messenger RNA of Durio zibethinus, 1983 nucleotides long. Its product is annotated as Regulator of chromosome condensation (RCC1) family protein. The record is from RefSeq and is a predicted model, not a curated record. NCBI's taxonomy places the organism in Eukaryota, Viridiplantae, Streptophyta, Magnoliopsida, Malvales, Malvaceae.